AUGGGAGGAAAGCAGUCCAAGGAAUUUGUCACUGUGGAGCUGAAGCGACGGAUGACCCUUUCGUCCGUGGAUCGUAUCCGGAAACAUGCCACCACGCACUUUGGUUACAGCAUCCUGAGCCUUGCCAUGCGAGGGCUGGAUGAGAUGCCGGAAGAACUCUGGGAACUUCGGGAGCUGGAGAAACUGAAUCUGUCUCUAAACUGCCUGUGUGUACUGCCCUCUAGUCUAGGUGCUUUGGAGAAUCUAGUGCUACUCAACCUUUGGGGUAACGAGCUGGCCAGCCUGCCACCCGAGAUUGGUCUAUUAAGAAAUCUUAAGGUUCUCUUUGCCUACCAUAAUCGUCUAAGUGAGGUGCCAGAAGAGCUGGGAGCCUGUACCAAGCUGGAGGUCCUAAGCCUUGCACACAACCAAAUCACUGGGCUGCCAGGCAGCCUAGCAACCAUGUGCAAGCUGACCAAACUGAACCUAAGCCACAACCGCAUUGCGCACAUCCCUACCUGCGUGUACCGCAUGCGAAGUCUGGUCUUUCUGCACCUGGCUUGCAACCGGUUGGAGAAUAUCGCUGACCAGAUCCAGGACCUGGUCAACUUGAAGAUCCUGAUUGUGGAGGGAAACCAAAUUCACGUGCUGCCCAAGACACUGUGCUCUCUGGGCGCACUAGAACUGCUUAACGUGGACUUUAACGAUCUGCAGAGCGUGCCCGUAGAUAUGUACCUGCUGAAGAGGCUAGAGAAGCUGGCUUGCCAUCCUCUGGAUAAAGGUCUCCAUAUCAUUCAUAACCCUCUGCUAAAACCAAUUCAGGAGGUGCUGCGGGGGGGUCUCACUGCACUGUACAAUUACCUUAAACCAGCCUGA
Messenger RNA from Chanos chanos (milkfish), 855 nucleotides. Its product is annotated as leucine-rich repeat-containing protein 30-like. The transcript has a single exon. The record is from RefSeq and is a predicted model, not a curated record. Gene Ontology annotation, cellular component: cytoplasm. The coding region runs from base 1 to 855 and encodes 284 amino acids. Gene Ontology annotation, molecular function: protein binding. NCBI's taxonomy places the organism in Eukaryota, Metazoa, Chordata, Actinopteri, Gonorynchiformes, Chanidae.